AUGGAUGAAAUUGACCGAGUUAAAACCUUAAGUAACCUUCUACAAACAAGAAAUCUAGAAAAUGCACCAUCAAGACAUGCGUGGAUCAACAUGACGACAUCAUUAGUUAUAGUCACUAUACUUUUAGCCAUCAUUAUAUACUUUGGUAUGAAGAAAUACCGCUCAGCACGAAAACCAGAAAAGGAAGCCAGCCAGAAAAUAGAAGAACCCCUAUUUUCCGCUCUGAUAAGGGAGGAGUUAUAA
Molecule: messenger RNA, 243 nt
Organism: Diabrotica balteata
Lineage: Eukaryota; Metazoa; Arthropoda; Insecta; Coleoptera; Chrysomelidae
Source: the annotation of a GenBank genome assembly